GCAUCAACGCAUUGAUUCGUAGAGUUUGAGAAUUUGAGAAGCCGGAGAGAACUCGUGAAACCCUCGGCGGAGUUCAUCGACGGAGCUCGCCGGCAGUGAGGGAUCGGCGAUGGUGGAGAAUGCGACGGCUGCUGGAGCUCCGGAAUGGAGCUCUCCGCCGCCGGCCGGGAAGGAUCAGCAGGCGGCGGGGUGGGGCAUCUUGCUCCAGAUCUCGAUGCUUGUCCUUGCCUUCUUGAUCGGCCAUCUUCUCCGGCGACGGAAGGUGUACUAUCUCCCUGAGGCUAGCGCGUCUCUCCUUAUUGGUUUGCUUGUUGGUGGACUGGCAAGCAUAUCAAAUACAAAAGCCAACAUGAGGGGUGGCUUCAAUUUUCAUGAAGAAUUUUUCUUCCUUUUCUUGCUUCCUCCAAUUAUAUUUCAGUCAGGUUUCAGCUUGGCACCGAAACCCUUCUUUUCAAAUUUUGGAGCAAUUAUCACUUUUGCCAUAUUUGGGACUUUUAUUGCUUCAGUUGUCACAGGCGUUUUGGUAUAUGUUGGUGGUCUAAUGUUUCUCAUGUAUAAACUGCCAUUUGUUGAAUGCUUGAUGUUUGGGGCUCUUAUAUCAGCAACUGAUCCUGUCACAGUCUUAGCAAUAUUCCAGGAACUUGGGACUGAUACGAACCUUUAUGCGUUGGUUUUUGGUGAAUCUGUGUUGAAUGAUGCGAUGGCAAUUUCCUUGUACAGGACUAUGUCAUCAGUGAGAAGCCACGCUUCAUCAGGAGAGAACUUGUUUAUGGUGAUUUUAAGGUUUCUUGAGACCUUUGUUGGCUCAAUGUCUUCAGGCGUUGGAAUUGGAUUCAUCUCUGCUUUGCUCUUUAAAUAUGCGGGUUUGGAUAUUGAAAAUCUACAAACUUUGGAGUGCUGUCUCUUUGUCCUCUUUCCAUAUUUUUCGUACAUGUUUGCUGAAGGUUUUGGUUUGUCUGGUAUUGUGUCUAUAUUGUUCACGGGAAUUGUCAUGAAGCAUUAUACCUUCUCAAAUUUAUCUGAAAAUUCUCAACGUUUUGUUGCUUCUUUUUUCCAUCUAAUAUCGUCAUUAGCAGAAACAUAUGUGUUUAUAUACAUGGGAUUUGAUAUCGCGAUGGAAAAGCAUAGCUGGUCACAUUUGGGUUUUAUAUUUUUCUCAAUUCUUUUUAUAGGGGUUGCAAGGGCGGCAAAUGUGUUUUCUUGUGCUUAUUUGGUUAACUUGGUUCGUCCUGCACACCGUCAAAUACCGUUAAAGCACCAGAAGGCACUUUGGUACAGUGGGCUUAGAGGGGCAAUGGCAUUUGCCCUUGCACUUCAAUCAGUACAUGAACUACCUGAAGGUCAUGGCCAGACAAUCUUCACAGCCACUACAGCGAUAGUAGUUCUUACUGUAUUGCUGAUUGGAGGCUCAACAGGGACUAUGCUUGAAGCUUUAGAAGUUGUUGGUGAUGGCCAUAGUAGUCCACUUGGGGAGGCUCGUAGAUAUAAUGAGCUUGAAGAAAGUAAUUAUGUUGCACCGUCUUAUGAGGAAGGAGCUUCAUCUGGGAGCAAGAUCAAGAUGAAACUUAAAGAGCUCCACAAAAGUGCUGCAUCAUUUACUGCAUUGGAUAAGAAUUAUCUCACUCCAUUCUUUACAACUCAAAAUGAUGAUGAAGACAAUAUGGAUGAACCACCCCAGAAUUCCAAUAGAGGGUUCCGAGGUCGUAUGUGAAGCUCAUUUUUGCCUUUUUAGUUCAGUUUCACAAAACAAAAGCAACAACAAACUUCAUACUUGACCCUACAGAUGUCUAAAGUGAGGUGCUAGAUGUUCAUGAGCUUAUUCCAACCAGAAUGUUUGUUAGUGAUGUCACAGGAAAAGAAAAACUCUACGUGAUGCCAAUACUUGUAGGCUAUCUUCUUUAGUUUGUAUAUAUAUAUAUAUAUAUAUAUAUAUUCAUCUGUUAUACAGAGGAAAAUUUCUGCUAAUCAUUACAGUCCCCAUUUCUUGCAUUUGUAACUGCUUUCCAGAUAUGUUGCUGGAAAAUAUUAUGAAAUGUUUUCUUCAAAAAUUUUACAAUAGGGCUUGAAUUU
Molecule: messenger RNA, 2070 nt
Organism: Dioscorea cayenensis subsp. rotundata (Guinea yam)
Lineage: Eukaryota; Viridiplantae; Streptophyta; Magnoliopsida; Dioscoreales; Dioscoreaceae
Product: sodium/hydrogen exchanger 6-like
Exons: 22
Coding region: 110-1711 (533 amino acids)
Biological process (GO): regulation of pH; sodium ion transport; proton transmembrane transport
Cellular component (GO): endosome; membrane
Molecular function (GO): sodium:proton antiporter activity
Source: RefSeq, a predicted model, not a curated record